UCUGAAGUCCUGCAUGCCUGCUGGCUUGGCAGUACAGUCUUGAUGUCUUGCAUUAUUACUGUGUUUUGAUGUUGGCUCAAAUCUAACGUCUUUAGCUUUCUUCUCCGAGUCUGGACGUCUAUAUGACCCAUUGAGUAGGCUGUUUGUGUGGAAAGCUGAUGAAAAAAUCCUGAAACUAAUUGGCGUAAGCUCAAGUUUUGGUCUCUGCUUUCAACUACAGUAGCUGCAGCCACCUGUGAUCUGACUUUAAAACUACAAUAAUAGGAGAUUGCAGGGAAUAGCUGUGGGUGGAGGGGGGAUACACAAUGAACGUCGCUGACAGGUGCAACCUUUACGUUCAUCGCGAGAAUGCAGCAUGGGGCGAGAAACGCAAGAGACUACCUGUAACCCUUGUCACUGGGUUCCUGGGUGCUGGCAAGACAACACUGCUCAGAUUUGUCCUCAGCAAUAAGGAGAAUUUGAGAAUUGCCGCAGCAGUGAACGACUUUGCUGCAGUGAACAUCGAUGCUCAGUUGGUUGCCAAGGAGAGCCCCGCGGACGGUUCGGGACGGGGCAAUAUUGUUGCCCUGACCAAUGGUUGUCUGUGCUGUUCUAUUGCGAAGGAUUUCCGCAGUGCUGUAUGGACCCUAAUGCAGGAAUGUGACCAAGGCAAUGUAGACUACUUAGUGAUCGAAACCAGUGGCGUCAGUGACCCACUUUCUAGUAUCCGUGCGCUUGAGGAAGACUUUGGUAAGAUGUAUCGAGUGAGACUGGACUCCGUGGUCACAGUGGUGGACAUCGACUACUUUCUCACGCUGACGAAGAAGGACGGAUCCUUGCCAGUUGCGUUCCAGAGCCAGCUCAAGUAUGCUGACGUCGUGCUUCUGAACAAGCGAGACCUUGCUUCAGCCGAGGAGCUAGCAGCGGCCGAGACGGGCGUGCGGCAGCUAGCCGGCCCCGGCGUCAUCGUGCGCACCAGUAAGUUCUGUGCCGUGCCUCUCAAUUGGGUCUUGGACGUGAACCCGGCCACGACUGGUCCGCAGCUUGUUUCGCACGAGGCAACGAGAGCUGCGUACGCACUACCUGACAGCGGUGGAAAGCUGCGCAGCACCGAGAGUAUUGAGGCAGCGCUGAAAGGAGAGAACCAGGGUCACAUGGAGGAGGACCACUUUGGAUCCAUGGUGGUCGAGUCAAGUAGUCCACUGAUGCUGUCUCGCUUCCAGGACCUCCUAGGAUCCAAAUGCAUGGAGAACGUGUACCGUGCCAAGGGCAACGUGUUCUUCGCCGAACUACCUCACCACCGGUAUAUGUUCCAUUGGAGUGGCCGGCAGCGCUUUGAGCUUGCCAUGGAAAGUGCUGUGGGUGCAGCCUCUGUGCAAUUGGUCAUUCUUGGUCGCCACCUGCCUGAGCAGGAAAUCCGACAGUGCUUGGAGCCGCCGAGCACUAUUCCGACGUCGUUGCUGCCUGGCCUCCUUGAGCAGGCCCAUGCACUGGUGAGUUCCGACUGUCGCUUUGAUGUGAUAGCACGGGACGACCUAGCCAGUAUUGUUAUCUUCCGCCUGACCGGUUACCGUGAGUUCUCCAUCACACUGUCCGAGGCCACGACCAUUCACGGCAUCAACAUCGACCGCAUGAACCGGGAGUUUGUGGAAGCAGUGAACUGCUGCAGCGGAUCUACUCUGCUGACUGGCAUCACACACCAGGACGGCCAAGCAGCACUGUGCUAUGCGCUUGGUGGUGAUGUCACUCUGGAUGCUGUUUGGCCGACUAUUCUCAAAGAAGCUGACAAGAUCAUUGCCAUGUUCUUCCAUGCUGUGCGUGGAUGCAAGUGUGGUUGGUAAUGACAAUUCACUGGCUGCUGCUCUCUCUCUCUCUCUCUCUCUCUCUCUCUCUCUCUCUCUCUCUCUCUCUCUCUCUCUCUCUCCUCGCUCUCCUCUCUUACUUGCUUGCUUGCUCAGCCUUUUGGUGUUUCGUUUUGUUCAAGGCUUGCCAUCAGCUUUAAUUUCCCGAGUCUCCACUUUGUAUCAGUUUCUGGUUUUAUUACAAUUAUCUGCUGUCAUCACUUGGCUGGAUUCCAAAUGGUCAGUUGCCUCAAGUUCGUAUUGCAUUGUUUGACUUUUUCCUUUACUUCCAUGCUUCACAUGUGUAGAUUCUUACCUCCCAUGUUGUAGAGACUGGCAUAUGGCUAUUUUAGUGCAUGGGAGGCAUCUAGCCUUAGUCUCUUCAUUUGGAACACCUUUUUUAAAAGCUUUUUUUUAACUAGCACCCAUCGCAUUUAGAGAAACACACUUCAGAUGUAAAGACUGACAUAUUAUGGCUAAUGUAGUGCAUUGAUGUAAUAAUUUUAGUCUCUGGUAGAUCUACAUCUUCUCGUGAUGCUUUACUUGAAUAGAAUGCGUUGGAUUUAAAAAGAAAAACAACAUCA
Molecule: messenger RNA, 2404 nt
Organism: Sycon ciliatum
Lineage: Eukaryota; Metazoa; Porifera; Calcarea; Leucosolenida; Sycettidae
Product: zinc chaperone YciC-like
Exons: 2
Coding region: 306-1820 (504 amino acids)
Cellular component (GO): cytoplasm
Source: RefSeq, a predicted model, not a curated record